This is a messenger RNA of Gossypium raimondii (Peruvian cotton), 2160 nucleotides long. RefSeq names its product ACT domain-containing protein ACR8. The transcript is spliced from 5 exons. The record is from RefSeq and is a predicted model, not a curated record. Lineage: Eukaryota; Viridiplantae; Streptophyta; Magnoliopsida; Malvales; Malvaceae. The coding region runs from base 264 to 1580 and encodes 438 amino acids.
AUUCAUGGUGGAGCAGAGCUGAAGGGAGAACAAGUGGUGGUUUCGCGGUUUGAAACUCUUCCUUGUUUUAGAGACAACGAACAAGUGGAGAACAUAGGUGAGAAAAGAAGAGUGUGGCGAGGAGUUGUUAAUGGUGAUUUAGUUGAAGGUAUUAUACAGUGGAGCUUUAAGAGGAUCUCUCACUUGGCAACAACAUUGUUGGUUUCCUAGGUGUCUCCAGGCAUUAAAAAAGGGUUUUUUUUCUUUAAAGUUUGGAGGAGAAGAUGGAGUGGCAUGCUUGUCUUGAUGAAUACGAGAAGCUUGUUAUAAGGAUGACAACUCCUAGGGUGGUAAUCGACAAUGCAGUUUGCCCCACUGCUACUCUUGUCAAGGUUGAUAGUGCCAGAAGAGAUGGAAUUUUGUUAGACGCUGUUCAAGUUUUAACAGAUCUGAAUCUUUCAAUUAAGAAGGCUUACAUUUCAUCUGAUGGCCAGUGGUUCAUGGAUGUUUUCCAUGUGACUGACUUAAAUGGAAAUAAGUUAACCGAUGAGAGCGUUAUAAGCUACAUUGAACAAUCCAUUGAGACCUCAUUCCCCGAUAGAAGCCAUGAAUUUGAUGGCUCAACCGCUUUGGAAUUAACUGGAACAGAUAGAGUUGGUCUUUUAUCUGAAGUAUUUGCAGUUCUAGCUGACCUGCAAUGCGAUGUGGUUGAUGCUAAAGUAUGGACUCAUAACGGCCGGAUCGCGUCUUUAAUUUCCGUUAAAGACUGCAAUUCGGGGUCUCCGAUUAACGACUCGCAGCAAAUUGACAGAAUCGAAUCACGUUUAAGGAACAUUUUGAGAGGAGACAACGAUAUCCAUAGCGCGAAAACUUCGGUUUCUUUGGCCAUAACCCACACCGAGAGGAGGUUACAUCAAAUGAUGUUUGCAGAUCGUGACUACGGAAGAAAGCCUGUGUUGCAAUGUAGGGAAGAUUCGCCGGUGGUCACCGUGCAAAAUUGGGCGGAAAGGGGUUAUUCGGUCAUGAACGUUCAGUGCAAGGACCGAGCCAAGCUUUUGUUCGAUGUUGUUUGUACAUUGACGGAUAUGCAAUAUGUUGUGUUCCAUGCCACCAUCAACACAGCUGAGGAUAAAGCGUAUAUGGAAUUCUAUGUUAGGCACACAGACGGAACCCCCAUUAGUUCUGAAGCUGAAAGACAACGAGUUGUCCAAUGCUUACGAGCUGCUGUUGAAAGGAGAGCAUCACAUGGUGUAAGGCUGGAGUUAUGCACAUCAGAUAGGCAAGGUCUAUUAGCAAAUGUGACCCGGACUUUCCGAGAAAACGGUCUUAACGUGACAAGAGCCGAAAUAUCAACCACGAAUGACAUUGCUCGAAACGUUUUUUAUGUGACGGAUGCAAUCGGGAAUGUAGCAGAUCCCAAAAUCAUAGAAACUGUGAGAGAAAAGAUUGGUUUAGGGGAGUUAAAGGUAAAGGAAUUGCCUUUGAUAUAUCAUGAAAGGGAAGAAAAAGCAGUAGGGGUUGGUGGGGCAGUGUAUUCACUUGGGAGCCUAGUGAGAAAGAAUUUAUACAAUUUGGGGCUUCUUAUUAAAUCAUAUUCUUGACGUGGGAACUCCAACUCUCAUGGCAGCAAUUUGGUGGCAAAGAGCUUUGAGCUGUGGCCUUGGUGUACAUAUGAAGGUGGAAUGUGGUAAUAGAUGUUAUAGGUGGAUUUUGUUGGUACAAAAGAUGCCAACCGAAGAGAUUACAAAUGUUAAGAUUCAUUUAUCGGACUUAGUGUCAGCUAAAAGGGAUAGUUGAGAUUCGAUUGUUUUUUAGCCUACUGGAAACCACCUUUAAAGGGUAGUGAAUUUGUGGGUUUUGGCUUCAACUUUGAUUGGUCCACCAUGGUUUUUUUUUUUGAGGAAGUGAAGAAUUUAAAUGACAAAGAGUGGGGGAUGUUGGUGGGGUUUGUGAAUUUGUGGGUAUAGAUUUGGUUGGUAGGAAAGAAGAUUGGGUAGGAAAUUAUGGUUUCUUCUUGUAUACUAUAUUUGUACAUAAAUUAUAAUUGACUUUAACCUUUGAUGAUAAUUUAGUUUAAUGCAAGUAGGAUAUUAAUGUUCACUCAACAAAUGCAAGUUGUAAAAUUUGCUUGAGUCGCUUUGAUUAAAAGUUGUUUAUCUAUAAAAUUCAUUCAAGUUUAAA